AUGUCUGAAUUUAAUACCACAUUUCAACCUUCUGUCUUCAUCCUCACUGGUCUCAGAGGGCUGGUGGGUGCACGCCUGUGGCUGGGACCACUCCUGAGCCUGAUGUACAUCACCACAUUGGCAGGGAACUGUACUGUAAUUUAUUUAGUGAGGACUGAAAGGAGUCUGCAGGAGCCCCAGUACCAAUUUUUGUCUAUGCUGGCCGGGGCUGACAUUGUCUUGUCUGUCUCUACACUGUUCUCUGUGCUAAAAGUUUUUAUCUUUGACCUCUAUGAAAUUGCAUUUGACAGUUGCCUUGCUCAGCUCUUCUUCAUCCAUACAUCUUCUUCCAUGGGUUCAGGAAUCUUGUUAGCUAUGGCUUUUGACCGCUUUGUGUCCAUCAGUCACCCCCUGCAAUAUACAACAAUACUGACGAACUCACGAGUCACCAGGAUGGGACUGGCAGCCUUUCUGAGGGGUGUAGCGCUCAUGAUGCCCUUGCCUAUACUGCUUAAGAGAUUACCAUUCUGCAAGGGGCAGCUGUUGUCCUAUUCCUACUGUAUCCACCCAAAUGUCAUGAAGCUAGCCUGUGGCCAAGUCAAGAUCAAUAUUUUCUAUGGUCUUGUUUUGGUUAUAUUUUCAUUUGGGGUGGACUUUUUGCUCAUAGCUAUUUCUUAUGCUCUGAUAUUUCAAGCAGUUAUGGGGAUCGCUUCUAGAGAAGGUCAGAUGAAGGCGCUCAAUACUUGUUUGUCUCAUAUCUUUAUUGUUUUUAUCUACUAUGGCCCUUUGUUGGCAAUAACUGUAAUGCAUCGCAUCAGCCACAGAAGUUCUCCAAUAGCACAUGCAGUCCUGGGAAAUAUCUAUCUUUUUAUGCCCCCAAUGCUUAACCCAAUUGUGUAUAGCCUGAAGACCAAGCAGAUUCGCUCUGCCCUGAGAAAAUCUUUGAAGAUCCAGAGGAGAUGA
Messenger RNA from Mus caroli (Ryukyu mouse), 942 nucleotides. Its product is annotated as olfactory receptor 51E1-like. The record is from RefSeq and is a predicted model, not a curated record. Gene Ontology annotation, biological process: G protein-coupled receptor signaling pathway. Lineage: Eukaryota; Metazoa; Chordata; Mammalia; Rodentia; Muridae. Gene Ontology annotation, cellular component: plasma membrane. Gene Ontology annotation, molecular function: G protein-coupled receptor activity; olfactory receptor activity.